Messenger RNA from Brassica napus (rape), 2445 nucleotides. Its product is annotated as sister chromatid cohesion 1 protein 2. The record is from RefSeq and is a predicted model, not a curated record. Gene Ontology annotation, molecular function: chromatin binding; protein binding. Bases 120 to 2270 code for a protein of 716 amino acids. Gene Ontology annotation, cellular component: synaptonemal complex; cohesin complex. The transcript is spliced from 12 exons. Gene Ontology annotation, biological process: synaptonemal complex assembly; replication-born double-strand break repair via sister chromatid exchange; mitotic sister chromatid cohesion. Lineage: Eukaryota; Viridiplantae; Streptophyta; Magnoliopsida; Brassicales; Brassicaceae.
UUGUCUCUUGUAGUGGUAUCUCCAUUGUCUUGACACCUUAACCAACCAUCUUGUUUCUUAUUGCUUCAUCUUCACAGUAUAAACCAAGAAUCAGGGGAGUGAGAAUCAUAGAGUCAAAAAUGUUUCACUCGGAAGGGCUCGUAUCGAGGAAAGGACCUUUAGGAGCGAUUUGGGUGGCAGCGUAUUUCGUGAAGAAACUAAAGAAAGCUCAAGUCAAAGACACUAACAUUCCUUCCUCCGUUGACCAGAUCUUGCAAAAGGAGUUGGACGCUUUGACAUACAGAGGGUUAGCGUAUCUUCUUCUUGGUCUUGUUAGAAUAUAUUCCAAGAAGGUGGACUCUUUGUUCCAUGAUUGCAACACAGCCUUGAUCGGUGUAAAGGAGCAGAACAGAGAUAACACUAAUGUGCCUUUGCCUGCUGCUGCAUCUACGGGGUUUCCUUCAAUUGCUCUGCCUCAGUGUUUCGAACUGGAUGCUUUUGAUCUUGGGCUUUUGGAAGAUUCUCACGGGGAUAAUGUUAAGCCGCAGGAAGAUAUUACACUUAAGCAUGGUAAUUACUUCAAAGAAACACUUUUCAAGUUCAUCAUGUAUUUAUUUAUACCACUGCAUUGCGAUGAAACAGAUGGAGUUUCUGGUCGGGAUACAGAGAGCAUUGACCACUACUAUAUGGAAAGGUUCGACAUGGAGGAGGAUGACCUCGGCUGUACGUUUCAUGUUGUCGAUGAUCAUACUGAUACUAGACAUGACACCGCCCAUGAUAUGGACAUAGAUGUCAGAGAUGCUAGUGGAGAAGCAUCAGUCAGAGAAGUUGAAGCAGAACCACUGGAGUCUAACAACAAGUCAUCCAGAGAUCAACAAAACGCAUCUAGGCAUGACCGGUCCCUCCCGUCUGAAUGCAAGAGUCCUGAAGCGCUUCACGGGAUUGAGGAACUAGAACGAGGAUCUGUGGUGGGAAAUGGAGACUUGCCUGAAUGCAUAGAGAAACAUAGAGGCCAUAGUGAUGUGGAAAUGACGGACACUAAUAUGUUUCAUACAGAGCCAUCUGAGACUCCUCAAGUGAAUAAAGUUGGAUACAAUGAGAAAGGUUUCCUCUCUGACAUGACUUUGUCAGAAGUGCCUGAGAGUAAAGGGUCUAAUGCUAAAGAUGCGCCAGUUGCUGCUACUCCCAAAACACCUUCGCGGCUGAAGACCUCUCAAGGGGAAACAAGCCAUCAGUUCUCCAUCAUUAACACGCCUGGUGGAAAGGAAUCUUCUUCUCGGGUUUCGCGGAAGAGAAAAUGUCUAAUAGAUGAUGAAGUGAUAAUCCCGAACAAAGUUUUGAAGAAAAUGAUAGAAGACUCAAGUACAUUGGUUACAAAACGUAGAAAGGUUCCUCAUACUGACUAUUAUGAGAGAAGAAUCAAACGUUUUGCCGAUCCCUCUAGAAGUUUUUGGGACCCUUUGUUUCCAUAUGGCUCUUUGGACCUCCAAUUGCUUUUCUGUCAACCCAUCAAGUUUAAAGAACAGAACACCACAGAAACUCCUAAAGCUGCUAAAACCGCUAGGCGAAUGAAAAGGUCUUCUCUUAGAACAGUUGAAAGCCGUGGGGAUGUUUUUCCUUUAGAGCAGACUGAGACUGGUCGGGAAAUUAUGGAGACUCCUCAGGCUGCUGGUCUUGCCGAGCUGAAAAUUACUGUUCCAGAGAUGGUUUCAGCAAGUUCCAUAGCUGCUGAAAGUGCUCAUCAAACAAAGGUUGCUCCAGAGACGCCAAUGAAGCCUGCAGAGCCAACGUAUAUUGCUCCAGAAACACCAGCAGUCUCUGAGCGAGUUGAGAUUGCUCCUGAUACGCCCGUGAGAGAAUCAAUGUCGAAAAGAUAUUUCGAGGACCCUGAGACCUGUGAACAAGAAACAAGACCUUCAAACUCCUUCACCUUCUUUGACGAGUGCCUGUCAGAAUUUUGCGAGGAUAGAAGGGACCUUGAUGCAAUUUUGAUGAACGAGGAGCAGGUGAAUGCACAUGAAACAGAGGACCUGCAACAAGAGACAUGGUCAGCAAGAACGAGGAAUGUGGCAAAAUUCUUGGAGAAAACGUUUCUGGAGCAAAGGGAGAAAGGAGAAGAAGAAAAAGCGAGUUUGUUACAGUUGUGCAGAGGAAGAACGCAGAAGGAAAGCGCAAGACUCUUCUACGAGACUUUGGUAUUGAAGACGAAAGGUUACUUGGAAGUGAAGCAAGAUCAUCCAUAUAGUGAUAUUCUUCUCUCGCGGUUCACCGGACAACAUGAAGCUUGUUGAGAAGCUCUAUCUAGAUUUCUUCUCUCCAGUUUAGGUUUUUUUUUUCUGGUAAGUUGUUAGUCUUUUUGUAAUCAAAGGGAUUUGGGGUUUUUUUCCUUACCGUCGUUUAAGUCAACUCUUUAGACUUGGAAUGAUCAACCACCUUAAUAUAUAUGAAUCGACUUGGUUGAUCUAA